GGCCACGACACGGGACGCAGCGACGGGGGCCGUAUCCUGCAGCAUGUUCCCGUGGCUCCUCCUGGCGCUGAGCGUCUGCGUCUGGCCCAGCACAGGUCUCCCACCGCGCCACAUGGACUCCGUGGUUCAGAUCGUGGAAGCCCUUGAGUCGACCGACCACGGCUUUACCGGCACCGUGCCGGAGCUGGCGCGGGCGCUGGGUGGCUGCAGCACCCCUGGGUGCCGUGCGGUGCUGGGAGAGCCACCCGAUGUCCCACCAGCCCCACCAACGCUCAGCCGCGAGCAGUGGCUGCUCUUCACCCAACUCCUCCGCCACGACGCCGCGGCACCCGAGCGCGGCGCGGUGCUGGCACCCGACGGCUCCACCGUCGCCCUCGGUCCCCUUCUUGCCGGCAUCGAGGUUGGCCUCAAGCGGGCGACCGGGUGGCCCGUCCCCGCCGUCGAGCCACCCGUCGACGCGCUCUACGCCGUCACCAUCGCCGAGGCUUUGGGGACAUCCUUCCUCUUGGCUCGUGACGGUGACGGCAACCGAGCCGCGCUGGGACCCGGCGGCUGUUGGGAUGACGUGGAUGACCCCCAAAACUACACCCUGCUGGGACCCCCGUCACCCAUCCCUGAUGCUAUCGCCAACGGGGCGAUGGAUGGGGUGCUGUUGGGUGCACGCCUGGCCCGAGCACCCAUCCCGCUCGCCGACCUUCUCCGGGGCUACUACGGGACAGGCAACGGCACGGAGAAGGGGCGACCCCCCAGCAGUUACCGGCGGCGAGAUUUUGGGGUGCUGACGGGGCCGGAGAAGCUGGAGGAGGAGGUGGCGGCGAUGCUGAGGGUGCUGCGGGUGCUGCCACCCACCCGGGAGCUCUUGGAGGACGUGGGGCCGGAGGAGGUGGUGGCCAUCGCUCGCCAAGCGGCACGGGACUUCACGGAGGUCUACGUGGAGUGCCCGGCCAUCGUACCCCGGUGCAUGUGGGGUGCCCGUCCCUACCGCGGCACCCCCAAACUCCUGACCCUCCCCUUGGGCUCCGUCUACAUCCACCACACCUUCGUACCCAGCACCCCGUGCCGCACCUUCGCCGCCUGCGCCCACGCCAUGCGCUCCAUGCAACGCUUCCACCAAGACACCCGCGGUUGGGAUGACAUCGGUUACAGCUUCGUGGUGGGGUCGGAUGGUUACCUGUACCAAGGCCGAGGUUGGCACUGGGUUGGUGCCCACACCAAAGGUUACAACAGCAAAGGCUACGGCGUGGGCUACGUUGGAGACUUCUCGGCCACCUUGCCGGACCCUGACAUCAUCGCCCUGGUGCGGGACGGGCUCCUGCCGUGCGCCGUGAGGACCGGCCGGCUUCACCACAACUACACCCUACGCGGCCACCGCCAGAUGGGUCACACCGACUGCCCCGGCAACUCCCUCUUCCGUGAAAUUGAGACCUGGCACGGCUUCAAGUGAGGAUCAGCCCCGUGGGUCCUGGUCUGGAUGGGUGCGGGCAAGGUUGGAUCAUGGUCUAGAUGGAUGCUGGCCCCAGGGGUGAUGGUCUAGAUGGAGCCUGGUCCAACAGAUGUUGGUCUGAUGGAUGCCAGCCCGGGUGGACCCUGGUCCAGAUGGAUACGAGUCCCAUGGGUGCCAGCCUGGGUGGACCCUGGUCCAGAUGGAUACGAGUCCCAUGGGUGCCAGCCCGGGUGGACCCUGGUCCAGACAGAACCUCACCCAAUGGAUGCCAUCAUGGAUCGGCCCUGGUCCAGCUGGACACCAACCCAACGGAUGCCAACCCUGAUGGACGCAGGCCCAGAAGAAUUCCAGUCUUGAAGGCUACCAGCCUGGACAGAUCCUAGCCCAGAUGGGCACCAGCCCAGACGGAUCCUGGCCCCACUGGCCCAGCAGACCAUCCCCGUAGCCACAAACCACUAGAAAUCCCCCCGCAAUAAAGUCAAUGCCAGGACGUCA
Molecule: messenger RNA, 1939 nt
Organism: Harpia harpyja (harpy eagle)
Lineage: Eukaryota; Metazoa; Chordata; Aves; Accipitriformes; Accipitridae
Gene: PGLYRP2
Product: peptidoglycan recognition protein 2
Exons: 5
Coding region: 44-1444 (466 amino acids)
Biological process (GO): peptidoglycan catabolic process; defense response to Gram-positive bacterium; detection of bacterium
Molecular function (GO): peptidoglycan immune receptor activity; peptidoglycan binding; zinc ion binding
Source: RefSeq, a predicted model, not a curated record